Fonsecaea erecta is the source of this 1014-nucleotide messenger RNA. RefSeq lists its product as hypothetical. The transcript has a single exon. Gene Ontology annotation, molecular function: protein binding. The record is from RefSeq and is a predicted model, not a curated record. The coding region runs from base 1 to 1014 and encodes 337 amino acids. Lineage: Eukaryota; Fungi; Ascomycota; Eurotiomycetes; Chaetothyriales; Herpotrichiellaceae.
AUGUCUGGAAGAUUGGCUGUAGUCAGCCAAUCUGGCAGCACGAUUAGCUUCUUCGAUCUUGCUUCGGGCGAGAGAACAGCAUACAUGACAGACCUCAUCUCAGAACCACAUGAGCUGCUUUUCGACAGCAAGAGAAAUGUCAUGUACUGCAGCCACGCCUACCAUCAUGGACACUUCUGGACACACGGGGACAACGGCCAUCAAAUCUCGGUCAUUGACCCCGACAAGAAAGAGGUGAUCGAUAUCAUCGAAACAAAGCCCGCACUUGGUCCUCACGGCUUGGUCCUGGAUGCGGAACGGGAUAUUCUGUGGUACAGUUAUGAAGAGCACGAAGCGGGUUCCAGUGGAGGUGUGGUUGGGCUCGAUCUGAAGACCCGAAAAGUCCUCAAACAAGUCGACAGCUCGACCAAGACACAUUGGUUCGUGGUGACACCAGACGGGAAAAAAGCCUAUACCUGCAACAAAACGGCGGACUUCAUCUCCAUCCUUGACCUGGAGAACCAACGCAUGAUUGGCAAGAUCGAGACUCCGGGAGGGACGGAAGAAUGCAGUAUCUCGCUUGACGGGAAGCAUGCCUACUUUCCAACCCCCGGCACGUCACUAACCAACAUCCCAGAGAACGCCGAAGUUCUGGUCAUCGACACGGCGACGGACGAGAUUGCUUUCAGGAUUCCCCUCGAACAUCCCGCUCAGUCAACUCAUGUUGCAGGGGACGGAAGAAUUCUCGUGGGCGAGUACCUGGCGGCCCCUGGUUCGGGUUUUGAGGGCCGGUUGGCCGUGUACGAUCCAAAAGAGUACAAGCUUGUUGGCAAAACCAAGAUCGGAAGUGUGCCAUUGACUCUGCGUACUUCUCCAGACGGCAAGCUUGGUUUCACGGCGAAUGUCUUUGCGGGUUCGGUGUCUGUGGUCAACAUGUCAACCAUGGAAGUCAUUAGAACGCUCGUGGUGGACACCGAGCGCAGCAAGUUUUCGAAUUUGUGUCAAGGUGCGCAUGGAAUGGUUUAUUUUCCUUGA